Pelmatolapia mariae (spotted tilapia) is the source of this 1857-nucleotide messenger RNA. RefSeq names its product mycbp associated protein (gene mycbpap). The record is from RefSeq and is a predicted model, not a curated record. The annotation marks the transcript as partial. The transcript has 14 exons. Lineage: Eukaryota; Metazoa; Chordata; Actinopteri; Cichliformes; Cichlidae.
AUGGCACAUGUAAGUAAAACAUCAGCAGAUGAUGAAGUGAGAGCUAGGAAGGAAGGGAAUUCGGAUUCUGACUGCCAGCUUCUCGACUUCAGAGGAUCAAUGGGGGUUCGGUUUGAUGAGCAUGGGAUGAUUCUUCCACACACCAUCCUGGGUAGCUUAGAGGAUUACAGAAGUUAUCUAGAGGCUAAAGGGGAGACAGAGUUGGUGAAGCGAAUACCAAAUUCCCUAGGAGAUCCUCUAUGUGAGGUCAAAGAAAGGAGUCCCUCAGAUGCUGUAGAAACAGAAACUCUUUCAAGCCAAAGAAACAUCCAGGGUAAUGCCUUACAGAAUUGGGACAAACAUGUGAGACAUCGGAGACAACAGCAGGGCUUCUUAUCUGAUUUGCUCCAUAGGCCAGUCGAAAAACUGCUCAUGAAUCAAGCCAACCAUUAUAGAGAAACUCAGGAGCAGAGGGAAUUUCUAAACCGAGUCAUGCCACUCAUCCACUCAGGAUAUGGUUAUCGUGUGGGCAGUGAGUUUUGGAGUCUCCCACAGCGUUAUGGAGAUGAAAUGAGCGGUAUUACAGCCACUCUGACUCAGACUGAGCGGGGCAGACAAAAACCUAUCACACAGAUGGGACAACCACGGAGGAUAUGCCAGGAAUCAGGAAUCAUUUGUGCUGAGACUCUACGGCCAGCUUCACGAACUUGGAGCCAGAGCGCGUACCUGCAGCAUCAGCGCCAGCUGCUGAAGGAGGUUUUAGAGGACAUGGACAUAAACAAGCCAGACAUCAGUGAACUGGUAGUGAUUGGCUCUGGCAAACCAUCCUACAGUCCUUUAUUAGAGAACGAAGAAGAAGAGAUGGAGAGCAAGCAGAACCUUGAUCCGCUGGCACAGCAUGAAGAUGUUCACUUAGAUGUGCCUACCUUGAGAUUCUGUGGUCAGGUUGCUACCUGGACUGGAAACUCUCUCUCAAAGCAGGGAGAAGUAGGAAUUAGUGCUACAAUAUUCUUUGAAGCCCUGACUGGAGAAAUAGUCACAUCCCACCUGGACCUACAUAAUGAGGGCAGCACCGUCAUCUUCUACAGCUGGCAGCAGCUUCCCAAGCCAUACAAUUUUCCUAAUCUGGGUUCGCAAACACAGAAAGUGCACUUCUACUUUAAUGCCUCCUCUGGUGUGAUUCUUCCAGGUGAGACCCAGCGAGUGGAGUUUCUAUUUAAGUCAGAGAAGCCAAUCAUCAAAACAGAUAUUUGGCAGCUCAGCACACACCCUGUGCUGCUGCAAGGAGCCUCCAUGCAAGUUGUCUUAAGGGGAAUAUCUCUGUACCAAGACAGAAGCGCAGAUGAGAGGAUUUUCAUAGAGACAAAACUGGAAAAGGUAGUUCGGGAAAAGAUCUGCCGGUCGAUUGUCUAUGAGAUGCUCUACCAGGUCCACAGUCCAGAUAGACCAAGCUCACCUGCAGAGCUCUACAUGACUACAGAGCAACUGUUUCUGAGCAGAAACCCCAAGUUGCAGUACCGGGAUGAGCCAGUGGAGGGCCUGAAGGCACUGUGGCAAAAACUGGAUCAAGGAAGCACCUGGGACUACUCUGUUGAUACUCUCCGACAGGCUGUGUUGUCUCUACCUGAUGAAGAGUCAUCCCAGGACUCCCUCACAAGAGAAGAGGGCCUGGCCCAACUCAACUCUCUGUAUUUGCAGCUUUCUGAACCUUCUGGACUGAAACAUCCCCUAACAGCUGGCACCUUAGGGCGGCAGCUGUGGAGAAAACUGCUGGACAGAAUGACUGCUGAGGCCAUGUGGCUACGGAACCUGCUGGGCCUUCCAGAGAAAGAAGCAUGGACUGAUAAAGAGGAUAAACCUAUAAUCACUGAUGCUGGG